UCCAAGCCGAGAACUCACAGCCGCCAGAUUCUAAGUAAAUCAGUUCAGACCGUCCAUCGUAAGUCGGUUUAAAAAACUGACAUAGAUGGGAACAAAUCUCACAUUUGUCUUUUUGAUUGAAAUAAAAUCCCAAACUCGAUAAAAAAAAAUGCAAUCAUCAUCAUCUGUUCGUAGAAGAAGUCUCUACCUCAUCCUCAACCUCAUCGUAAUCGUCUCGCUCCUUGCAUCGAUCACCAUGGCUGAAUCAACCGGAGAAGCAUCGUCAGAAGCAAAGGUUCACAUCGUCUACACAGAGAAACCCACCAACGAUGAAGAACCUAAAGACUAUCAUCUCCGUACCCUUUCCUCUGCUCUCGGCAGCGAAGAAGCUGCGAAGGAUGCUUUGAUUUACAGUUACAAGGAAGCUGCUUCUGGUUUCUCUGCUAAGCUCACACCUGAGCAAGUCGCUGAGAUUUCAAAGCAACCAGGUGUGCUUCAAGUUGUGCCAAGUCAGACUUACCAGUUGCACAAACCUGUUGGUGGUGGUUUCAAGCUGACCUAACUAAAAAUGUAGCUUGUUGUUGUUAUAUAAUGUCGUGGCUUUGACAAUUCGUAUCUAACUAAAAUAAUGCCAUGGGUUUGCUAAAGUUGUUCUGUGUUGUUGAGAAUUGGAUUUUAUAAAUAUAUUAUUUUAAGAUAAUUGUCA
Molecule: messenger RNA, 685 nt
Organism: Eruca vesicaria subsp. sativa (arugula)
Lineage: Eukaryota; Viridiplantae; Streptophyta; Magnoliopsida; Brassicales; Brassicaceae
Source: the annotation of a GenBank genome assembly